CUGAUGUGUGAGGGGAGGAGUGAAGGACUGGAGAAGGCAGUUCAAAACUUCCAAUAACCUCGACAACCAGAAUCUUUCCUUCUCUUUUCCUGCUCCUUCAGUCCUUCCUUCGACUCUCACUAUCCUUCCUGGAGAAGCAAAAGUAAAAGAGAAUAAUGCAAAGACGGCAACAAGAGAGAGAAGUAGUGAUCAGUAGGAGUGUCAUCAGUGAUCUUCCCGAGAUCCAAAACUCCAGUGGAGAUGGAUCACCAACAACAAGAAGAAGAAGGCAAUCAAAACGGCACGAGGAAAUCGGACAGCGAAGGCAAGCACUCCUCGGAUUACGCCCCGUACCCGAAACUCGAUCCGAAAGAUAUUUCUCCUCGUUCUCCUCUUCCUCCUCCUCCUCCACCUCCCGCUGCUGCUACUAAUCAGGAGAAUUGGGAUACCUUUGUGAUGGGAACUCAAUCGCAAGGCAAUCCUUCGACAAAUAGGUCGCAAAAACCUUCUGCUAUUCCCGAAAAUCUCUCCACCGCAAUGCCUCCUGAAUCCAAUCCUUACGUCUCUUCUUCCUCCGGGCUGUCGUCUUCCUCGUCCAUCAAGGAGAAGAUGGAAACUGUUCGCAAUGUGCUUGGGAGGUGGGGAAAGAAGGUGGGAGAAACCACGAAGAGGGCGGAGGAUCUGGCUGGAAACAUGUGGCAACAUUGUAAGUUUCUCUAUUUCAAAAGAUAUUUUUAUUGGUGCCUCUCCGUUGUAUUUCUGAUGCAUUCUAUUCCAGACUUGCUUUUUUUUUUUUGA
Molecule: messenger RNA, 777 nt
Organism: Macadamia integrifolia
Lineage: Eukaryota; Viridiplantae; Streptophyta; Magnoliopsida; Proteales; Proteaceae
Product: GEM-like protein 1
Exons: 2
Coding region: 241-777 (178 amino acids)
Source: RefSeq, a predicted model, not a curated record